UCAUGAACAAAAACAGGUUAGUCGGUCCAGUAGCUGAGAAGUUUGAAUGCUGAACAUACAGCCACAGUCUGUUUCCCCUGACCUACACACUGGAAGUGGGGAUCUAUUAACACUAAGUAAUAGGAAGUGAUACUUGGCAUAACAUGACUGGCUUGUUUUUUUUCCUAGGGUCAGUUGAGAAUGAAAAGACAGGGAGGCAGGAUAGACAGCUUCUUUAUAAAAAGAAGCAAAUCAGGCACAGAUCAAACAGGGUUCAGCUCUGACAUCAGCAGUCCUGGUAGCUCAUGUCCUGAGAACAGUCACGAGAAAGAAAGUCUGGCAAACACCAAUCCACCAUCACCAGUUCCAUCAAAGGAGGAGUCUGAAAACACAGAAAGCUCUGCGCCUGACCAGGAUGAUGAUGAGCCAGAAGGGGCAAUUGCAGGAGAUACCACUGAUCUCUUCUCAGCAGUGUCCAGCACUCCUUUUGCUUUUCCAAAAGGACCCAGUGAUAUUUCAAAGUCAAAAGAACAGGGCCCUGUUCAGCCAAGUUUGACAAACUUCCCCAGAACUCAGCAUGGAACAAGAAAGAGAACUUUUCACAGCUCCUGGUACAAAGACUAUUCUUGGUUAGAAUAUUCUGUUAUUAAAGACUCCUCCUACUGCUUUGCCUGUAGGCAUUUUUCUUUGCCUAAUGCACCAGAUAGUGUCUUUGCUUCGCAUUCCGGCUUCAGUAAUUGGAAAAAGGCAUUGUCCAAGGAGUCUGGAUUUAAGCUUCACUCAAAGUUAGAGCACCAUGUAAAUGCAAUGUAUGCAUGGAGUCAAUAUAAAAGGGCUAAUGAGGGAAAUACAACCAUGCUAAAUUCUAUAAACACAAACCGGAAAAAAGUGGUGGAAGAAAACCGUUAUUAUAUUAAAACAAUAGCCGAUGUUCUUCUUUUGACUGCAACACAAAAUAUUGCUCAAAGGGGUCAUCGAGAGUCUGGGGACUCUAGAAAUAAGGGAAACUUUUUGGCUAUAUUGGAUGAAAUAGCAAAGCAUGAUCAGUUAGUUAAUUGAAAAAAAGCUUAGAGGAUGUGCCAAUGCAAAAUACACAAGUCAUCAAAUCCAAAAUGAAAUUCUUCAGGGCUUAGCAGAGAUGGUACAGACUGAAAUCAUAAAAGAAGUGAAGGAAUGUGAAGUGUUCAGUGUUAUUGCAGAUGAAACAAAAGACUUGCAAAAAAAGGAACAAAUGUCUUUGGUUGUACGAUAUUAUUACAAUGGUGUCAUCCACGAAAGCUUCCUAUGUUUCCAGGCAGCUGAAAGCCUUAAUGCAGCAGGUCUUAGUGCAAUGAUCAUUAGCUGUCUUGAGAAACAUGGUCUGGACUACAGGAAUAACCUAGUGGGACAGGGUUAUGACGGUGCAUCCGUCAUGAGUGGGAAGCAUUCUGGUGUAUCUGCCAGAAUUCAGAGCAAUGCCAGAUUUGCAUUUUAUGUUCAUUGUAACGCACAUUGCUUGAAUUUAGUCCUUGUUGAUGCUACCAAAGCAGUCCCUGAGGUCGUUGACUUUUUUGCACUUCUACAGCAGCUUCAUAACUUUGUGUCUGGCUCUUAUGUUCAUCUGAGGUGGCUUGACGUACAGAAAGAGUUGUAUCCAGCAGAACAACCCAGGGAGCUCCAGGCACUUUCAGAUACGAGGUGGGCCUGCAGGUAUACGGCAUGCCGUACCAUGAGAGACAGACUUCCAGCAGUUCUGAGAUUGUUGCAGGAUAUUGCACUUGAAAGAAAUGGCGAAAGAACAGUGGAGGCAAGGGGCCUGCUUCUUCAAAUAGAUAUCCAAUUUUUAGGUCUUUUGGUUACCUUUUGUAAAGUGCUUGGUGAUGCCAAAUGUCUUUCCGACAUGCUUCAGUCCAGCACU
Messenger RNA from Xiphophorus couchianus (Monterrey platyfish), 1876 nucleotides. Its product is annotated as zinc finger MYM-type protein 1-like. The record is from RefSeq and is a predicted model, not a curated record. The transcript has 3 exons. NCBI's taxonomy places the organism in Eukaryota, Metazoa, Chordata, Actinopteri, Cyprinodontiformes, Poeciliidae. Bases 181 to 1038 code for a protein of 285 amino acids.